UUCAUGAUGCACAUGUAACUCUUUUAUUAGCACCUGCAACGUCACUAACAACUUAUAGCUAAUUACUUACCUACAAUGUCCUACAUACCUGAGAUACAUACCUGAGAUAGCAUACAUAUUACAUAUCUAGUGCCAUGUCACUCGAAAUAGCUUCGGCUUAACAUCAACAAGAUAUGUCUCCGGACACUUUGGAAAACCGAUUUGCUGAUCUACAAGGCCGUCUCGCCGCUUUGCAAGAUGUGACGAAUCAGCUUAAGGAGCUCAUCGACCGUUUGGCCAAUUUUAAUUUCCAGCCCGGUUCCAUCCCCCUAGCCGCAAACGAAGACGAUAACAUCAGCUCCGAACUUAGCUCUGAAAUCAACCAGAUACUACGAGAUCAGGAGGAGGAACUUGAACUAUUGCUAGAGGAAAUAAUAGAUAUUCGUCCAGCCAAAUCAGGUCGCGACUUGCAACAUGACAAGGACAGGCUUAAAGAUGGCGCAACACGUCUCGGACAAGAAGUACAGAGUUGUCGAAAGGCCUUUAGGAGAGCCCAGAUCGAAGCGAAGCGCAACAUACAAUUAGCCCAGCGACAAGAACGAGAACUCCUCUAUGCCUCCUUCUCGAAUGCCCGAUCCGGUGCAUCUUCUCCUGCACUCCCCGACGCUGCUGCAUCGCUGCCGAGCCGACGCAAACUACCCCGGGCUCGCCCCGAGAUGACAAAGGAAGAGCAGAUGGUCAGCGCAAGCAAUGACGUGACAGAGUCGAUGAGAAGGACCCACGAUCUAAUGGCGGCCGAGCUAUCCAAGAGUGAUUUUGCACAUAACACACUCAAAGAAUCCACCGCGUCAUUAUCGCAACUAUCCGAAAACUACUCAAGUCUAGACGUUAUGCUGUCUAGCUCUCGGGCCCUCCUGGGGACCUUAUUGAAGAGCCAGAAAACCGAUACCUGGUAUCUCCAAUCAGCCUUCUACAUUCUAAUCGUCACCAUUGCAUGGCUGGUAUUCAGACGCCUCCUAUGGGGCCCCACCUGGUGGUUGGUCUGGCUCCCUCUCAAGCUCAUCUUUCGGACCACAGUUGGUGUGUCCAAUACGAUUAUCCAGCGCGGCUCGCAACCAGUCGGUUCUGGGUUUAACCCAACAACUCUACACUCUGCAGCAACUCUAGUCCAAAUGAACAACGAGGGUGUAGAAACAGUCCAGGUCAGGCAUGAAUUAGAAAGGUCACAAGAUCCAACAGAGUCUAUUAUGGAUGAAAUCGGCAAGAUUAUCAAUGAGUCGGAGCCGGUGGACGAACCCCCCAAAGUAGAUGACAUACAGGCGGACCAAAAGGAUGAAACUGUUCUAAGAGAGCGCAAUUAUGAUGAACCUCCUAAUCCAAAGAAAAGGAUGAUGGAAGAGGACGGUGGCGUCGAGCAAGGGGAAAAGGAUGAAAGGCUCAAGGAUGAGCUGUAAAGUCCAAAUAAGACGUAUUAUUAUGCUUCUUCUCCGUCCUUUAUUGUGUCCACUCCAAAAUAGUGACAAGUGUAGUGUUCUGUCUGUUUCGAUAGAUAUUAACUUGACCCCUUAAACUUCCCAUCUAGCUAGAUCGUCCCUUUCAACUUUCCCCCGCGGAUUUUCUCGUGUAAGUAGCGG
Molecule: messenger RNA, 1613 nt
Organism: Hypoxylon fragiforme
Lineage: Eukaryota; Fungi; Ascomycota; Sordariomycetes; Xylariales; Hypoxylaceae
Product: Sec20-domain-containing protein
Exons: 2
Coding region: 174-1433 (419 amino acids)
Biological process (GO): retrograde vesicle-mediated transport, Golgi to endoplasmic reticulum
Cellular component (GO): endoplasmic reticulum; SNARE complex
Molecular function (GO): SNAP receptor activity
Source: RefSeq, a predicted model, not a curated record